This is a messenger RNA of Hydra vulgaris (swiftwater hydra), 654 nucleotides long. RefSeq lists its product as uncharacterized. The record is from RefSeq and is a predicted model, not a curated record. Lineage: Eukaryota; Metazoa; Cnidaria; Hydrozoa; Anthoathecata; Hydridae.
AUAGUGUCAAAUCAGGUGUAUCCGAUUGUUCUAUUUGCAAAAUAUCAACAGUUUUUAAUGUUAUUUUGUUAUAUUUCCAACAACCAAUAAAAUUGCGUAUAAUUCACAUUAAGUAAUCAGUUCGUGUUUAUUUCCUCUAAUUUAAUUUUAAAAUGGCGGAUGAAAAUAGUGUAUAUCUUAGAGUAAUAAACAAAAAUAUAGAUUACCCACAACAAGCUAAUAUCAUGGUUACACCCUAUGUUUCAACGCCUCCUUUAAUUUCUGAUCAACUGCGAUUACCUCCACAUGGUGGGAAAACAAGAAAACGUAAAGCAAACUGUUAUAACUGGAAACAGUCAAAAAGAAAGCGACUUAGACAAUCAGGAAAGGAAUAUAUAAAUGUUAGAGGCAAAGUUAUUCAACCAAGAAGUAUUAAAAAUAAAAAAGAUUGUAAAAAUUGUUGCAAGUUUAAGUGUUUUGAGAAGAUUUCAGAAGACGAGAGAAAAAUAUUAUUUAAUGGACUGUGGGGAAUGUCUCAGAUUGAAAAGCAACACUUUUUUAGUAAAACUACUGAACGAUUAGAUAAAAAAAGAUCUUGAACCAAUAAAGUAAGCAAUUCAAGGAGAAAACUUAUUUUUACAAUUUCUUUGUUGAUAAUAUCAAGCAUCGUGUAUG